AUGGCUGUUUACUCCAAAGAUGAGGCCUUGGUGUGUAAGGUCUUCCCAUCUAGUUUGGGCCCGGUGGCGAUGAGGUGGUUCAAUGGUUUGAGGGCGAACUCUAUUGACUCCUUCAAGAAACUCACCCGGGCUUUUGGUGCUCGCUUUAUUACUUGCAGCAGGGUCUCUCGGCCUCUGGGAUCUUUAUUAUCUAUGUCCAUGCGGGAGGGUGAGACUCUGAAAGCAUAUUCGGAUAUAUACUGGGAGAUGUUUAAUGAAAUAGAACGAGAGUACGAUGAUGUGGCUAUUAGCACUUUCAAGGCUGGUAUUCCAGCCGAGCAUGAUUUGAGGAAAUCUCUGAUUGGUAAACCUGUUACUAGUCCAGGACCUGCCAACACUCAGGCUGUUAACGCUGUGUUUCGAGAGCCAGUGCAACAAGUACUAGAGAAGAAUAAGAAUGAGCUGUUCUUCAAAUGGCCAAACAAGAUGGCAGGAGAUCCUAUGAGACGCAACCAGAACCUUUAUUGCCUCUAUCAUCAGGAUCAUGGACACACGACUGAGGAUUGCAGAAAUUUGUGGUACCAUUUGGACCAGUUAGUCCGAGAAGGGAAGUUGAAGCAACUCUUGCAUCAUUCUAGUGGUCGGGUGAGCCAAGCGGGCUCAGAGCUUCGGGAAUAUGCUUCUUCGAAACUCCCCAUUGGCACAAUAAAUGUUAUUUUUGCUGCCCCGGGAAGGACAAGAUCUUGUCCAUCCAGGGUAAUGUCGGCAUCCCGUUCUCGAGCCGAGGAGUCAAGCUCAAUACCCAAGAGAGCCAAGUUGGGCAUCCCGUUGGUGUUGAGUUUUUCAGAUGAGGACAAGGUUGGAAUCAUACAGCCCCAUGGUGAUACUCUUAUUGUUACGCUGAGAAUUGGUGGGUACGAUAUGAAAAGGGUAAUGAUUGACCAGGGCAGUGCUGUUGACAUAAUCUACCCUGACUUAUAUAGGGGGUUAAAUCUGAAACUUGAAAACUUGACAGCCUAUAGUUCUCCUCUGGUGAGUUUUGAGGGAAGAAUGGUUGUCCCAAAGGGUCAGAUCAGAUUACCUAUGCAGGCUGAUGCGGAUAUGGUGGAAGUGGAUUUCAUCGUUGUAGAUGUUUUCUCUCCCUACACGACUAUUAUGGGCAGACCUUGGUUUCAUAUGCUGGGGGCUGUCUCCUCUACUCUACACCAGAAGGUGAAGUACCCAUCCGGAGGUCAGGUUUUGGAGAUAGUAGGAAGUCAGGUUGCAGCCCGACAAUGCCUGGUAGCGGCUAUCCAACAUCGGCCAGAGGCGGAGACCUCGACCAUCGCCGAUAAUGGUUUAUAG
Quercus lobata is the source of this 1323-nucleotide messenger RNA. RefSeq lists its product as uncharacterized. The coding region runs from base 1 to 1323 and encodes 440 amino acids. The transcript has 2 exons. Lineage: Eukaryota; Viridiplantae; Streptophyta; Magnoliopsida; Fagales; Fagaceae. The record is from RefSeq and is a predicted model, not a curated record.